Messenger RNA from Micropterus dolomieu (smallmouth bass), 3268 nucleotides. RefSeq names its product transmembrane protein 119a (gene tmem119a). The transcript has 2 exons. The record is from RefSeq and is a predicted model, not a curated record. The coding region runs from base 968 to 1705 and encodes 245 amino acids. NCBI's taxonomy places the organism in Eukaryota, Metazoa, Chordata, Actinopteri, Centrarchiformes, Centrarchidae. Gene Ontology annotation, biological process: ossification; positive regulation of osteoblast proliferation; positive regulation of osteoblast differentiation. Gene Ontology annotation, cellular component: plasma membrane.
AAUAAUCCCUCUCCUGUUUUCUUUUGUGCGUCCUGAACCUGGAAAAUUGCUACCUUCUUCACACUUCAGCUCCCAGCUAGAAUAUCAACAUCUCACACCAGCUGUCAAAAUAAAUGAAUGAAAUAAGAAAGGAGGCACGAGCAGCCUUAAAUAGAUGCACCGCAUAUUUAGAGACUUAUCUAGAGAUAAGUGCCCCUUAAAGACCAUGAAGUUUAUAUGUUCGCUCUGAACAUGUGUUUUGGGAUGAAAGGGGUGCUUUCUCUCUGCGCUGGUCUUGUAUGCCCUGUACAGACAGGCUGUAAUCAACAGGGACUUAAUUAGAGAGGACUCAGUGGGAGGCAGAGGAGUCUUGGGACUCGCCCCACCAAGUACAGAAAUACCCAUUUCCCUAUAACAUGGGACUGAUGUAUUUACUGCAACGUCUUUGCAGGGAGUUUUAAAGCAGAAAGCUCAGACUGUCUUGUGCUCGCCAGGUCAAUGAGUCCAACUUUGAAUGAAUCAACACACAUUGUGGUAAAUAACACUUUCAUACAAAAUGAAGUGACCCUCUCUAGAAACAGUUUAGCAUUGCCCUUAUGUCUGAGAAAAUAUGUAUAGAAUCACUGCCACAUGGCUCUUCCUCUAUAAUAACUUCCCACUAUAAAAAAAAGUGCACAGUAAAAGAAGUCCAAUCCCAAAUGGACAAAAGUGCACGAGGAUGAAGACUGGGAGGGUGAAAUAGAGGGAGGAGAAGCUGAAAAGAGAGGGAUGGACAUCAUUUUGCAGUGUGUAGACUUUUUAGAGCUCUGUAAAAAAAGAAAACUGUUACUAUAACGUAGCAGGGAGGGCGAAUGCUCGGAAACUGUCUUUCACGUUUACUUUCCUCUCGUCGCUUUGUCUCCACAUUAUUUCCCUCUCCUCCGUCUGCACUGCAUUGUGCUCAUCAGAAGAUAAACCCAGGAAACAACACUCUGACUCAGAAGAGAGGAUGAAGUCCUGUUGGGUUUUUCUUGUCACCUGUGUGACCCUGCUCUCACUGUGGUGUGGUGUGUGUCACGCCACGCCUCUGUUCUACAACAUAUCCAUGGACGGCAGUGGUGAUGAAGCGGAGCUGGAACUCCUUUUUCCAACCUCUUUCUCCACUCGAGCGCCUGUUCUCAUCACCGCUUCUACUGGAGCUCCCACCCUCACCAACACCAUCACCACCACCAUGAUCCGUCUGAAGGACUUCGUCUUGACCCGAGUAGUGGACUUCCUGCAGGAGAAUCUGCUCAUCAUCAUUGUUGUGACCUCUCUUCUCAUUGUCAUGGUCUUCAUCAUCUGCUGUGCCUCUGCAAUGAGUCAGAAGCGCAAGCUGGAGGCCUACAAACCCCUUCCUAAUUCACCCAGGAAGAAUGCGGCUGAUAAAACCGGCGGACGCAAGAAUUCAAGCGAGCUCCAGGACAGGCCGUUUGUCGCUGUCGACCACGUCAAGAGGGUCCAGACUCAGAGCAUGGCAUCCCCCAAGAACCUGCGCACGCCCUCCAAGGCUCUGGUGGGAGAGAAGGGGAGGGACGUCAGGUCGUCGCCUCGCCAAGAGGUCAGGAAGGUCAGGGAGGCAGAGGAGGUAGAAAAGCGGAGAGAGGAGCCCAAGCACAAAGAGCAGCAGCCCAAGCACAGGGAGGAGGUGCAGCCGAGCUCCAAUCAGCCAGCCUGCACCUGCCAUCUGAAAAAAGCCCACCACUAGGGCAUGUUCAGGGCUGAUUGAAUGGUAUAAUAGAUGAAAUGUUGCAACCAUGACAUAAAAACGAGAUCAGAAAGGUUGGUUCAAAUCAGAAAUACCACUUUACAACUGCUAUCAAGAAAUAUAUUUGUGAGGCUGGUGCCCUUCCAUGAAAAAACAUCAACAUCUUUAAAUACUUUAAUCUAAGUGAAAUGAAAAUAUGAACUAUCUGAUGUAUUAUCUGAAGUAAAAAGCCAGCAGGAUAGAAGAUAUGUGACUAGAAAUUAAAAUACUCAAGUGGGUUGCUGCAUAAAUCGUAUGAAUAAAUGUUGCACCUCAAAGAGUUCGAUUCAUACAGAUAUUAAAAAGUCAACACUUGAUACCAGGUGAUGUGGGAAAUAAAUGGCUGAUUUCUUUGAAAGCAGCUGCCUUUGAAAUUCAAACUGGCUCAGUGGUUUGUCUGUCAUCAUGUACUGCAAAGACCUUAGUCCUACAGUGGUCAACCACUAUUUAAUCAGUGAUUACCACAGAGUCUCAACUGCCUGAUCUCACAUCACUGCUGUUGAAGUAGCAUCACUUGAAAGGUGACAUUUUUAGUUUUUUUUAGUGGAGAAAGACAAGAAAACAUUAUUUUAAAGAGAAAAACAAUGGGCAGCCUGUAAUCGCUUCCGAAUAGAAAUGAAACAAAAAAAGUAUCCAUGUGUUUUUAAUCAAGAGAUUUAUUACUCCAUAUGCCUGCCAAGACAGAGGAACCUCCUCGGUACGUCCUGCUGUACGCCAUGACAUCUUUUUAAGCAGCUAAGAGACUUGGCUGAACCGCUCUGUCGUGUAGAGAAAACUCUUUGCUGCUGUAAAUAAUGCACAGGGAGAUGCCAGUAUACUUGAGAGGUAACAAAAGGUUCUAUAAGUAUAUUUACAUUCAUAUUUACCUAAUUGUGUUUGCAUAAUGUUAUUUUAUGUCAUCUCAUUUUGUAUUUUACUUAAGAGAACCCAAAUUCACAAAGCUUUACACCAAAAGUACAAUUUGCAACUGUGUUAUUUCUGGGAAGCUGAAGUAAAAACACACGUCAAACAUUAAAAGCAGGCUUUUUUUUGGUAUAAAAACUUUGUGAAUGAGGGUUUGAGUUUUUUUAAUAAGUAAUACUCAUGUAUAAGAUAAAUGGUGAGUUUUGUUUUUAAUGUUGUAAUUUGUAAGAAGUCAAAAACCUGAGUACAGGGAUAGAGAGGAGAGUUGGCCUGUUUUGCUGGUGUAAUAGGUUUAACUUUACUGUAGCUAAAAUUAAAAGUACAUAAAAAUCAAAAGCUGAGAAGUGUAUAUGUCAAAUACAUCUGGUUCAUCUUUAAUUGGAUUAAAAACUCAGGUUCCACCUUGAGUUGAUCAUUUGUAAAAACUCUCCAGCUCACUGUCCCAUUACUCAAGUGAAUGACUCUAAGACCGUCUAAACCAAAUGUGUAAUGUUCAGUUUAUACAAUUUAUGGGCCCGAUGUUUUUUUAAAUACUCUUUUCCAAUACAACCUUGUUCUCCUCAGAUGUUUCCAGAGAGAUGCUUCCUCUGUAAGUGACCGUUAUAUUGUUUACAAAAUGAG